UAUAAAUGGCAGCACUGCUUUCAUGGCAGCAUAAGUGCAAAAGUGAAGCGCAUCAAAUUUCUGUACGGACAGCCAUUUCAAAACAAAAACAUCCGAAAGAAAAUUAGUUUGGUUAGCUCUUAAGUAAUAAAAAGUGGAAGUUUUUCUAAGAAUUAAAGUUUGAUUUACUUAAAACCCCCACGCACAAAAUGCGGAUGAUGCGGUUUUCGCGCGGCCGGCCUGAUUACCGUGGAAGAGGUUCAUACGGUCGAUUCAGAGGCGGUCGUCGUGGAUUUGGUCGAUAUAUGCACGAUAGGCGCUAUGAUUUCGAAUAUAACCGUCGAGGAUGGCAUUCGGCAAGGUACGAGCCUCCACAUAAUCGGUUCCAUCCUGUGUACGACUCACACGAGGAUAAUCGAUACCAAUAUCAUUCACCAUCGUACCGUUACGAGCGCGACCACUAUUCGGAACGUCGGUAUAGGUCUUCCAGUGAGAUCAAAUCGAUAAGUUCAUCAAUGGAAAAGGAUAUCUCUUCACCGCGAAAUUCGCGGGGAAGGGCCCGUAAACGGUCGGAAUCGCGCGACUCCGACUCUGAUACCCGAGAUCGCAGCUCCAGCACGGCACUAAGUAAUAUUAGUUCUGGAAGUAGCUUAUUUGAGAGAGUGGAUGAUAGUGAUGCGUAUGUUAGUCCCGAUUAUGAUGAACUAUCCAGUCAGAGUACUGAAGAGAAAGAUGACAAGAAAAAGCAUAGUAAACGUAAGAAACGGAAGAAGGAAAAAAAGAAGCGAGAAAAGGAACGUCGACAACGAAAAAAGGACAAGAAACGCAAGAAAGAAAUUUUGGAAGGACGGAUCUGUCCGCCGGAUAAUGAUGUGAACCAAUCAAAGGACAUUUUCUCUUCUGGAAAAAAUAUUCUCGUCAGCGUCAGUUUUGGCGAGGGAGAACAGGAUAACGAAAGGGAACCCGAGAGAGCUCAUAAGCGAUCGAAGAAAAAGAAAUCCAGCCGGAAAAAAUCGAAAUCGGAACUAAAGUUAAAGGUAGAACAGUUGUCAUCUGAGCAUCCAUCUACAAGCCAACGUAAGAAACGUAAACUUGAUGAAAACAUAAAACCUGUGGCUAUCAUUGAUCUCGAACGAUCUCCAGGCAAGCAGGUCAUAUCCAGCCCCAGGGAAGUUAUUGUGCUUAGCGAUGAGGAAAUAAAUAGUAAGAAAAAGACAAAAAAUGUUGCCGAUUUGGUCGGUCCAAACACACCGCCAGAGCCGGCGCCCAAAUCGCCCGAAUCGUAUAAUCCGUUUGAUCCAACCAAAUCUUCCACUCAAUCACCCACUUCAGGAAACAAUCUGGGCAGCAUAUCAACAGUGAGCUAUCCAGAACAUCAUCGUCAUCAUCGACUCCGUUCGGGUCAUCAUCUACACCAGCGGCAAACAAAAGAAGCGCGAUUGUCGAUCUCGCAAACAUCGGACGAUCUCAACAGUGCAACCAGGGAGCAUUACGAUGAUGGCAUCUUAGACUUGCAUCCGUCAUCUCCAAUGGAUCAUUUAUCGCCCCGGGCACAAUAUCUCAGGCUAACUCCUCACAAAGGUUAUCGACCUUCGCCGAAUAAGAAGUCAGGCCAUCAAAUGGCAAACGCUACGAUAACCUCUGGUGCAAUGGCAUUGGAAGGGACAACCAUCCUACCAUUCGGAGAAGACAUGGACGAUGGUGAUAUUUCGCCCUAUUCACCACGAUCUAGCGACUGUGAUGAUCACAUGUUUGACCCGCCGGUGGAGGGUGCUGGUGGACACUCGGCCAACGGCAGCAACUAUUAUCAGCCAAAAACCAUUGCUCUAACGGUGGACAAUCUGCGGAGGGUGUUUGGUGAUGACAAAAAUACGCUGUACGGCGACCUGAGAAGGCCCAACGAGGCGGUUGCGUUGGUCGAUGAAAUGUACAAACCUCAAAAAGUUACGAUGGAAAUGUUGGACGACAUGCCGAGCUCUGCCGUUGAUUUGCAGAUUAAAGAGAAGCUCAUUGCGAAAUUGCAACGCCAGGAUCGGAUAAUCGAGGAAGUGAAGCACUUCCUCAAGCCACAUUUUAACAAGAAGCGCCUCAACAAAGACGAAUACAAGGACAUCAUGAAGAAGUCCGUUCCCAAGAUCUGUCACAGUCGCUCAGGCGAAAUAAACCCCGUGAAAAUCCAGAACCUGAUCACGGCGUAUGUGAAGAAAGCGAUCGCGAAAAGGCGCCUCGCAACAUCCAGCGGGAAUGCGAUCGUGUCUUCUACAACAGCGGUUACGUGAUCGUAGUAAAUUUUUCCGAGCUUCCCAGCCGGAACGGUUACUAUUUGAAUGCGUGUAUGUUCCCCGCUCGAAAUUCGCUGAAGGUUUCGUUCAGUCUUGCGCGACUGCAUUUAAGUUCGGCGCGGUACGGUACGAUGCCAUCGGACAAACCGAUUCAAGUGCUUCUGUUUGUGGAUUCGCGUGUUGAAAAUAUGGUCAUGUAAUUUAUAUGAAGGCAGUGCCGGUGGGGGAAGUUUGGCCCCAAUUAGAAGUGUGAUGGUGGUUGGUUAAAUUGAAUUGUAUAUGAAACUAGUUCUAUAAUAUGUUUUAGAACGUACUGAAAAGGAAAAGUAUCCAUGAAUCAAUGUGCAAAACUUAAAAAGAAGAAUACGAGAUUGGAGUAAUAGGGAAGACUGCAAUUUGUGCGAGUUAUUAAUAUAGUUUAAGAUAAAAUCAAUCGUCAGCAGAAAAGCGUAAGUUAUAAUUUAUAUAUUUUAUAUUUAAAUUUCUAAUCCGUACAGUUGAAGUUACUCCGAUUAUGCACUAUUUCUAAAUUACAAAUUUAACUGAUUUAUUGUUUUACAACACAUGAUGUUAAGAAGUAAUUUUUGAGGUUCCCAGUACGAAUUGUAUUAUCUGCAUACUACAACUAUUGCCAAAAUAGUUGGUUUAAAUUCAACAAAAACUAGAAUAGCACUAACUUGGUAGUGAAAUCAUAGAUGGCGUUAAAUAAGUGGAAAAUAAUCAACAAUUUUAAUCAGUCAACCAAUAAAAAGUUACACACGAGGUGUACUAUAGUGUGAAUUAAAACAAAAA
Messenger RNA from Topomyia yanbarensis, 3053 nucleotides. RefSeq names its product NKAP family protein CG6066-like. Bases 189 to 2258 code for a protein of 689 amino acids. NCBI's taxonomy places the organism in Eukaryota, Metazoa, Arthropoda, Insecta, Diptera, Culicidae. The record is from RefSeq and is a predicted model, not a curated record. The transcript has 5 exons.